CGUUGCAUUCUACUGCUACAUGGAAGUUUUCUCGCUUCAUAAUUGUUCAUAAACUAGUCCACAAUACUUAGAUACCACAAAUUUCACUGCAAACUUUUGCUAUAAUCAAUGUGUAAUAGAUGGUCGAUUCAGCUGUGCUUCCUUUAAUAUGCUUGAAAAAAGUACAAAAGCUAGGGCACCUUAUUAUCCACAGUGAAGUUUUCGUUGCAUUCUACUGCUACAUGGAAGUUUUCUUGCUUCAUAAUAGUUCAAAAACUAUCAACAUUACUUAGAUACAACAAAUUUCACUGCAAUCUAUUGCUAUAAUCAAUGUGUAAUAGAUGGUCAAUUCAGCUUUGCUUCCUUUAAUAUGCUUGAAAAAAGUACAAAAACUAGGGCACCUUAUUAUCCACAGUGAAGUUUUCGUUGCAUUCUACUGCUACAUGGAAGUUUUCUUGCUUCAUAAUAGCUCAAAAACUAGUCUACAAUGCUCUUGGUCUUUCCGAGACCCCACAUUCUAUACGUUCUUGCUUGACAAAUGUGAAAACUAUUCUACAAGUAUCAGGUAUCGCAAUAAUUCUCCGCAAUAUUUUACAAUGGUCAAUGUGUUGCAUAUUGCUAAACCUCGGCGCGCAUGCGCAGCGAGGGUUUACAGUACUUGGGUCUGCGUGUCUGUGUGU
Geodia barretti is the source of this 659-nucleotide messenger RNA. The record is from the annotation of a GenBank genome assembly. NCBI's taxonomy places the organism in Eukaryota, Metazoa, Porifera, Demospongiae, Tetractinellida, Geodiidae.